Molecule: messenger RNA, 2934 nt
Organism: Heterostelium album PN500
Lineage: Eukaryota; Evosea; Eumycetozoa; Acytosteliales; Acytosteliaceae
Exons: 6
Coding region: 1-2934 (977 amino acids)
Biological process (GO): mitotic cell cycle
Source: RefSeq, a predicted model, not a curated record
AUGCUACUAUUAGAGAAACUAUUGUUUGAUUGUGGUGUAAACAAUCAGCAAAUACUUGAUUCAUACAAUAUUUUAAAAUCAAAUCAAACAGUUGAAAAUGAAUAUCAAUUUUGGAAGUCAUUAAUUGAUAUACUGCCUUCGGUAAUCUAUCAUUUAAAUUCACUAGAUGAAUCGAUUGACACUGAGAUCUGUGUCGAUAUCAACUACAUCGAUAGAACUCAACUCUACAAACACUUCCUAUCGUUGCUGAUCGAUAGAAUCACCAAUGACAUGAACAGUCCAACCGCUUUUCAAGAUCAAAACACCCAGAGAAACAACUUGCUAUUCAUUCAAUACAUCAUCGACAAACUUUAUAUCCUACCAAGAGAUACCAAUCCUGCUGCUGCUGUUGUCAACACCAAUGUUUAUGUAAAUCCAAAUGCAAAUACCUACCAAAACAACAACCCCUACACAAACAACAACAACAACAACAAUCCAAACACCACUGAAGAUAUUCAACUAUUAAGUGAAUUAGAUAAUAUAUCUUAUAAGUUCAAUGAUAUUAUGAUAUUGAAUAGUUUAAAUAUGUUGUUUAAGAAGUAUCAAUAUAGAAGAGGUGGUGGUGGUUAUCAUGCUAGACAACAAGAGGAUGUGAAAGCACCGACAGAGAUUAGCAAAGUAACAAGUGAAUACAUCCAGUUCAUUAUUAAUUUGUUCAAUCUAGAGUAUCUCGACGAUAAGUACAUACCAAUGAUACUCAACAAUGAGAAUCUAUUGAAGAAGCUCGAUCUCUAUCUCGCCUCGAAACCACACAAGAUCAUCUUGAACGAGUUAAUCGACCUAAGAGAACUUCAAAUGAAAUCAAAGAAUCAAAUCACUCUUAGAAAUUAUAAUUUUAUAAAUAAAUCUAACAAAACACAACUAUUUGUUCGAAUAUACAGAUUGGUGGUGAUGUCAGAUUCAGACGACGGUGUAAAUACAAAGAAAUUUAAAAAGAAUGUUGGAAAGGUGUCUAGUUCACCAUCACCCAUUUCCAAUAGUGAUGAUGUGUUGAAUCAGUAUUUGAAUAUGGAUUCAGUACCUUCAACUACUGCUCCAUCUGAUGUCGAUGAUAGCGGCAAGGUCGAAAUUGAUGGUUCUGAUGUAGAGAAUGAGAAAGAAAAAGAGAAGGAGAAGGAGAAGGAGAAGGAAAAAGAGAAAGAGAAGGAGAAAGAGAAGGUAACAUCGCCAACUACCAAGAGAGCAAAGUCACCACCUAAAGCAGUACCAGAGAAACCUUCAUCACCUUCAACUAAAAAAGCACAGGGAAGACCAAAGAAAGACAGUCAGGAGUCAUCACCAAAAGAUGAAGCAAAGAAACCUGCAAAGAAAGAAACAGAAAAGAAGAAAAAGAAAGAUGAAGAAGAAGAGGAGAAAGAUGAGGAAGAAGAAGAGGAUGAGACAGAAAAGACAACAAAGAAAAAGAAAGUAACAGAGAAGAAGGAUGGUAAGAAAGAGAAGGAACAGGAGAAGAAGGAAAAAGAAAAGGAAAAGGCUACGUCAUCAAAGAAAAAGAAGAAAGAUGAAGAUGAGGAAAUGGAAGAACAAGAUGAGGAGGAAGAGAAACCAAAACCAAAGACAACAACCAAGAAGAAGGUAGCAGCGUCAAGAUCAAAGAAAUCAGAGAAAGAAGCAGACGAUGAUGAGGAUUUCCAAGAUGAAAAGGAGAGUGAGAAGCCAAAGGAAACAAAGAAGAAGACAACAACAUCUCCAAAAUCAAAAAAGUUGGAAAAAGAAAAAGAAAAAGAGGAAGAGGAAGAGAAGGAGGAAGAAGAUACAAAGUCAAAACCAAAAGAAACAAAGAAGAAGACACCAGCUAAAUCAAAUAGUAAAGAGAAGGAAAAAGAAAAAGAGGAAGAAGAGGAAGAGGAGGAAGAAGAUUCGAAAUCAAAGAAAACUACAGCUAAAAAGGCAACAACAACAACAACUCCAAAGAAACAAUCAACAAAUGACAACACAACCGAAGAAAAAGAAACAAAGAAAACACCAAGUAAGAAGAGAUCAGUUGAGAAGGAUGAAGAAGAUCCAGUUACAACAAAGAAACAAAAGUCACCAGAUUCCAAAUCAGUAGCAGCAGCAUCAUCAACAUCCAAAAGUAAAUCUUCACCAAAAGAGAAAGAGAAAGUAAAAGAAAAGGAGAAAGAGAAAUCUGUAAAAGAAAAGAAAGAAACACCAAGCAAGAGUAAGAAAGAGAAGGAAAAGGAAACAAAAUCAAAGUCACCAAAAGAUAAGAAAGAAAAGACAAAGGCAACCAAAUCGAUCAUUGGUGACGACGAUGAAGAUGAAGAGGACAAAAUGGAAGUCGAUGCCAACGAUAAGAUGGAAUCCGAGGAGGACGAUGAUUUUAAAGAAGAGCGACUCGUUUGUAUCUCCGCGGUGGACGACAUCGACGAGAAGAAGGAGUUGGCAGAGUCGAUUGCUCAACUCAAAGGAUCGGAUCUCACCGACAACGUCAAUGAAUUCACUCAUCUCGUACUUGGCAACCAGAACCUGCGUACAAUCAAGUUUUUCUAUGCAAUGGCAUCGGGUCGUUGGAUUCUCACACCUGCUUGGGUCACAGAAUCACGCAAACAGGGCAAAUGGCUAGAUGAGUCACUCUAUGAAUCCACCAAAUACACCGGCAUCAAAGCUUCGCGUUUAGCACAUGAAACAGGUGAGCUACUGCUCAAAGACAAAUCGAUUUUCAUCAAUAGCUUACGUGAGAAAGAAGUCAUGCCAAAGAAAGAUAAAAUUAAAAUCAUUGUAUCUCUAGGUGGAAAGAUUGCUAAAGAUUAUGAGAAAUGUGAUAUUUGUUUAUCAAACUCAAAGUAUACUGCUGGUUCUAAUGACCACCCCAUUGUCACUGACAAAUGGUUACACGACUCUAUAGAACAAUAUAAAUUACAACCUUUUAAAAACUAUCAUCCUUCAAACUAG